AUGCCUGAACCGGUGCCAUCUCAAUCGUUACGCAGUAAAAAACUUAUUCAGAUAAUGCCUGAAGAGGCUGGUGGAACAGCUUGGCAAGUAGAAGAUGAACCAUUUUAUCAUGGUUUUAUGUCAAAUAAUGAAUGCAAACCACUGCUUACAAAUGCGGGUGAUUUUCUGGUACGACGGGCAGAAAUUGAUGGUGAAAUGCAAUAUGUCAUCACUGUUCUUCCAGAAAAUUCAAAUGAAAUUACAAAUUUUAUCAUCAAGAAGACUCGUCCUAAACACUUAUAUUACGUGUACAUAUACGCAUUCAAGACAAUUUCUGAUCUAAUUGCAUAUCAUAGUCGUAUGAAAAAGCCAUUAAAUAAUGAAAACGUAUGCAUUGUGAAAGGGAUUGCACGAAGUGAUUGGCAACUUGCCCAUGAACAGAUUGAACGAAACAAAAAAUUGGGUGAGGGAGCAUUUGGUGAGGUUUGGGAAGGAACGCUUAACCUUGGAGUGUUUCGUGGUUACAUACCGGUGGCAAUCAAAACACUUCAUUCAGGAAAUAUUAGUGCAGAUGAAAGAAUUAAAUUUCUUCGAGAAGCAAAUUUAAUGCUUAAACUAAGCCAUCCUAAUAUCAUUAAAUUUUAUGGAGUAGCAACCUUAAAGGAUCCUAUUAUGAUAGUUAUGGAGUUUGCUAGUGGUGGAUCACUCCUUGCACGAGUACAGAAUACCAAACGACCGCCUACCGAUGCGGAUAAGAUACGAUAUUGUGCUGGGGCGGCUUCUGGUCUGGCAUAUCUCGAAACAAUGCAGAUUAUUCAUCGAGACAUUGCCGCACGAAAUUGUUUGCUGAAUGCAGAUGAUGAGGUUAAACUGAGUGAUUUUGGACUGUCAUUGCUUGGAAUUAAAUAUCGCGAAAGAAGCAUGAAAAAUGUGCCUAUUCGAUGGUUAUCACCGGAAACACUAAAACAUGGACGUUUUUCAUCAAAGACCGAUGUCUGGAGUUUCGGUAUAACCAUUUGGGAAAUAUAUUCAGGCGGUCAGGAACCAUAUGCAGAAAUUCAGGAUAAUAAGGAAUUGCGACGAGGUAUUAUUGAACAACGGGUAAAGAUAUGCAGCCCACCUGGUAUGCCACCGAUGAUGCAGCAAAUAAUGUUUAGCUGUUUGACAUAUGAUCCGAAAAAUCGUCCAACAUUUCAGGAAUUGAAUGUGAAACUAUCUGCUGCUCGACCCAGUAGUAGUAGUAGCUAUUUCACGCUGUCAUCCAAAAUUAAAGGAUUAUUUCACUUUUAA
Molecule: messenger RNA, 1269 nt
Organism: Brugia pahangi
Lineage: Eukaryota; Metazoa; Nematoda; Chromadorea; Rhabditida; Onchocercidae
Source: the annotation of a GenBank genome assembly